Molecule: messenger RNA, 1306 nt
Organism: Physella acuta
Lineage: Eukaryota; Metazoa; Mollusca; Gastropoda; Physidae
Molecular function (GO): protein binding
Source: RefSeq, a predicted model, not a curated record
AUGUUGGACUCGGCCAUUGACUCUUUGAAACAAAACGGAGUCAGGUAUUUUCUCAAGUGUGCCCUCGUCAGGAAAGCCAUUGUCCUGUUUAGGCAGGGAGACCAUCCACAUUCUUUAGAGUACUUCAGCAAGGCGAGAUCUAUGACUGCCAUAUCUGAAGAAUGUACCGAUCCAUUCCUCAAAGUCUCUAAACUUCAGGAGGAAGAAGAAGAUUUAACAGCGGAAAUUUAUGAAACUAUUCCCAUGAUAUUUAGUGGUAACAAUGUUGAAGCCAGAGAACAACUGAACCAGCUGAGGAGAAAGUUGAAAGAAAAAAGUUUUGACCACCCUGAGUUAUCUACCCUGUUGAACAACAUUGGGCUCACAUGUCAAAGAGGCAACAAGGACUCGAGAGCGGCCCUCAAGUGGUACAAGAAGGCGUAUCUAGAGCGACGGCACCUGGAGAAGAUCUGCCCUGAAAGUCUAGUCGUGAUGUUGAACAACAUCGGGAUGAUUCAUUACGAGCUCAAGGAGCUGGACACCGCCAAGACUUACAUCAGAAAAGCUGUUGAAAUAGGCCGCAGAAGUCGGUGGCCCCACAGCAACACGGCCCUGGCGUUUGUGCACCUGUCAAUCAUCAACUUCAAGGAAAAGAAUUUCAUGGAGACGCUCCGGCUGCUGGUGGAGGCCGAUACUAUGAUGCUGACAAUCGGCAGGAACUACGAAUUUCGGCUCCGGAUCACGGAGUCACUGCUCCACGUUCGCGUCAUCAUUAGCCAGCUGGGGCUGACCCCAGGAGCCGGGGAGAGUGAAGACGUGGAGCGGCUCCUGAAGAAAUCUGCAGCAGACAUUCUCCGGGACCUGCUGGCCAUCGGAUCCACAGUCAAGGGCCAUCUAAGCGAUGAGGGCCACAGUCGCAUGCUCGCUGCCUACGAACACGGGAUCAUUUUACACUGGAAUGUUCUAGAAGAACGCGAGCAGUACAAACAGGAGCUGCUGCACUACGCCCACGCCAACGGUUGGGUGCGAAGUGUUCUGUUGUCCAACAAAGACAUCACACGCUCCAAGUCUGAACAGCUGGUCAAACACAGGCCGUUGUAUGAUUACCUGGUGAGGACAGAAGACUUGCAACUCUCAGAGGUAACAAGACACGUCUUUGAUACCUGCACUUACUGUGCCAUAGUUAGACAGUACUACACCGACCAGAUCUGGUCCAACCACGUACAGCAACAGCAGAUGGUCGCUCGCGGAUAAAGAUGGGAUCUAAAUAUAACAAUACAGACAGAUAACUCUAGGAUAUAUAUUUCUCCUGUAUACUAUUUAAUAU